GAGAGAGCACGCUGCGUCGUCCGUAGUCGGUACGAGAUUGGAAACGUGGAACGGGCGCGAGAAUUCUUCGUAGUUUUUUUCCGGCGUGAGGGACAAAGGCAGUAGCGGCGGUGGCUCGAUUGACGAAGUGGCUCGACACGAAGGUGGUGACAGAUAGUAAGCGCGAGCAGACACGAGGGCGUUCGCGGGGCUGCGGCGCGGGCAGGCGCGGGCGGCAGUGGCGGUCGAAAGAACAGGGAGCGAAGGAACGGAACGGCGGGGAGAGGAGAGUGGUGGGGGCGACGUGUGUGCGCUGGCGGUGGCAGUGUGUGAGGUUGGUCGGAGCGUGUCUGUGGCUGGGUAUUCGUUCCGGAGUGCUGGAGUCGUCGCCGUCGGCGCCGAGGUGCAUUCCGAGAAGGUUCGGCGAGCCGUGUGCGCGGCACGGGCGUGAGAAGCGGCGAGCAAAGGAGAGACAGAGAGGGAGGGAGGGAGGGAGAGAGCGUGAGAGAUAGAGGGAGUAAAAAGAGGGAAGGGUGAGAGCGAAAGAGAACGAGAGAGAAACAGAGUGAGUGUGGGGACACAAUCAGGGGAAAUAAUCGACGGCACAUAAUCCGACGACCCCGUGAACACGUCCGUCAAGUCCUCCGAUGUCUAGUGCUGAGGUGGCGGAGAGCUCCGUUGAUCCCCCAGCCAAGAAGCGACGCGUUGGUGCUGCCAGCACGACGGGAGGAGCCGACGACGAGCUGACGACGACGAACGUGGCGGAGAUGGACGUAGACAUGGCGAAGAACGGCUCCACGAGCAGCAGCGGCAGCAGCGCCGGCGGCCGGGCGCCCGCCGAGAUCGACGAGGGUCUGUAUUCGCGGCAGCUCUACGUCCUAGGACACGACGCCAUGCGCCGCAUGGCGUCCUCGGACGUACUCAUCUCCGGCCUCGGCGGUCUUGGUGUAGAGAUCGCCAAGAACGUCAUCCUCGGCGGCGUCAAGUCCGUCACGCUGCACGACCACGCCGUGUGCAAGCUGGCCGAUCUGGGCUCGCAGUUUUAUCUCACCGAGGCGGACGUAGGUAAGAAUCGUGCGGCGGCGUGUUGUCAACGGCUGUCAGAGUUGAACAAUUACGUGCCUACUCGUCACUAUUCUGGUCCGCUGACUGAGGCGUACAUCCAACAGUUCAAGGUAGUGGUGUUGACGGAGACACCGCUGGCUGAACAAUUGCGUAUCUCGCAGAUUACUCAUGCCAACGACAUUGCCCUGAUACUCGCCGACACCCGCGGCCUCUUCUCGCAGGUAUUCUGCGACUUUGGCAAGACGUUUACAGUGGUGGACACGAAUGGCGAGCCACCGGUGAAUGCGAUGAUCGCCAGCAUCUCUCACGAUAGCGAGGGCGUCGUCACGUGUCUCGAUGACACUCGUCAUGGCAUGGAGGACGGCGACUACGUGACAUUUUCCGAGGUGCAGGGCAUGACUGAGCUGAAUGGGUGCGAGCCGAUCAAGAUCAAAGUGUUGGGGCCAUACACUUUCAGCAUUGGCGACACUUCCAGGUUCUCCGAGUAUGUUCGUGGUGGUAUCGUGACCCAGGUGAAGAUGCCCAAAACCUUGCACUUCGAUCCAUUGAAAACGGCCCUGAAUGAACCUAAGUUUCUCGUCACGGAUUUCGGCAAAUUUGACUAUCCGCAACAACUUCAUUUGGCCUUUAUAACGCUGCAUCAGUACGUGACCGAGAGGGGCACUUUGCCGCGACCAUGGAACCAGUCAGAUGCCGGUGAAUUUAUCGCCAUUGCCGAACAGGUCAAGAGCGCCUAUGGUUUUGGAGAUAUGGAGAUCAAUGACGAGUUACUGCGCACGUUUGCUAAGGUGGCUGCUGGCGAUUUGAAUCCUAUGAACGCUACGAUCGGUGGUAUCGUUGCCCAAGAAGUGAUGAAAGCCUGCUCCGGCAAGUUCCAUCCUAUCUAUCAAUGGUUGUACUUCGAUGCCAUCGAAUGUCUGCCCGCUGACCGCUCAGAGCUCACCGAGGAGGAUUGCUGUGCCACGGGAUCUCGUUAUGAUUCUCAGGUGGCUGUUUUCGGCAAGAAUUUCCAAUCCAAGAUCGGCAACUUGAAGUACUUUGUGGUCGGUGCUGGCGCAAUCGGUUGUGAAUUAUUGAAGAAUUUUGCAAUGAUCGGCGUUGGCGCGGAGAAUGGUUGUGUCACAGUGACAGAUAUGGACUUGAUCGAAAAAUCCAAUUUGAAUCGACAGUUUCUCUUCAGACCGUCGGACGUGCAGCAAUCUAAAUCGUCGACGGCGGCCAGAGUCGUCAAGGGCAUGAAUCCCGACAUGAAUGUAAUUGCACACGAGAAUCGAGUGUGCCCGGAAACGGAGAAGACCUAUAACGAUUAUUUCUUCGAGGUGCUGGACGGCGUGGCAAACGCGCUCGACAACGUAAACGCUCGUAUUUAUAUGGAUCGUCGUUGCGUAUACUAUCGUAAACCCCUACUAGAAUCCGGUACGCUUGGCACUAAGGGCAACACCCAGGUAGUGGUGCCGUUCCUCACUGAAUCAUACAGUUCGUCGCAGGACCCACCGGAGAAGAGCAUUCCCAUCUGUACUCUCAAAAAUUUCCCCAAUGCCAUCGAACAUACUUUACAAUGGGCACGCGACAACUUCGAAGGCUUGUUCCGUCAGUCAGCAGAAAACGCGGCGCAGUACAUUUCCGACCCACAGUUUGUCGAGCGGACGCUCAAGUUGCCCGGUGUGCAGCCCCUCGAGGUGUUGGAGUCCGUCAAGACGGCGCUAGUCGAUGAGAGACCGAGCAACUUCGCUGAUUGCGUGGCAUGGGCUCGCUGCCACUGGCAGGAACAAUAUAGCAAUCAAAUUCGUCAGCUGUUAUUCAACUUUCCGCCCGAGCAAGUGACUUCGAGCGGUCAGCCCUUCUGGUCCGGCCCAAAACGCUGUCCAGAGCCAUUAGUCUUUGAUGUUAAUGACCCCCUACAUAUAGAUUACAUUGUUGCCGGUGCCAAUCUCAAGGCCAAAGUUUAUGGAAUACCUACGAAUCGCGAUAGAGAAGAGGUCGCCAGGAUUCUUGCUACUGUCAAAGUACCAGACUUCACACCAAAAUCUGGCGUAAAAAUCGCCGAAACAGACUCACAGGUACAAGUGUCGAAUGGUAGCGGCAACAUCGAUCACGAACGAUUGACGCAGCUACAGGAGGAACUGCCGAAGAUGGAGGAGCUGAACGGCCUGACAAUUCACCCGCAAGAAUUCGAAAAGGACGACGACACUAACUUCCACAUAGAUUUCAUUGUCGCCGCGUCAAAUUUGCGUGCCACCAACUAUAAAAUCUCGCCGGCGGAUCGGCAUAAGAGUAAACUGAUCGCCGGUAAGAUCAUCCCGGCGAUCGCCACUACCACCUCGGUAGUGGCCGGCCUCGUCUGCCUGGAACUGUACAAGUUGACGCGUGGUGUGCGCGACUUGUCGCUGUACAAGAACGGCUUUGUGAAUCUGGCGCUACCGUUCUUCGGUUUCAGCGAACCGAUCGCUGCCCCCAAGCUCAAGUACUAUGACAUCGAGUGGACGUUGUGGGACCGUUUUGAAGUAAAAGGCGAGUUGACGCUAAAGGAGUUCCUCGAUUAUUUCAAAGAACACCACAAUUUGGAAGUGACAAUGUUAUCACAAGGUAUCUGCAUGCUGUACUCAUUCUUCAUGGCAAAGCCCAAGUGCCAGGAACGUAUGGGCCUGCUCAUGUCGGAAGUGGUGAAGAAGGUGUCGAAGAAGAAGCUCGAGCCGCAUGUGCGCGCUCUCGUGUUCGAAUUGUGUUGCAACGACGAGGACGGGAACGACGUCGAGGUGCCGUACGUGCGCUACACCCUACCCUGACUCGUUCGUGCGGCUCCCGAUCGCGUCAGAUGAUGUCUACUUAACUGAGACAUUUAGCCGUACAUAGUGAUUUCUACAAAUUUCUAUUUUACGACGAUGUAAUACAUACAGGAGACAUUAUUGCUGCUGAUUCUCGUCUAUGAAUGUCUGUGUGAGGCACUCUUUCUUUCUAUAUACAGAUUUCUCCUCUUUUACUUUUUUUUUCUGUCAGAUAUGCGAGAAUUCUCACGCGUUACUACCGCCAGCGCUUAGUAGUAGUGAUUUUGAACAGCGAAUGCGCCAGAGCGAGAUUAGAUUCUUCGUUUUAUUUAGGGAAUGAAAUUCGCAAACGAAUUUGACCUCCUGUCCUUCACGAUCGUCGGAUUAUGAUAUCAGAAGCGUAAAAUUGCACGAAUACUCUUAUUAUUUGAAUUGCCGUUCUUUCGCUUAAGAACAAGCAUCGAAUAUCCAAUUUUCUUAUUUUCUAUGAAACAUUUUAUGAUUUUUUUUACGAAUAUAACGAAUGUAAUAUCUACAAUAAAGAAUAUAAUAAAAAGAAAUAAAUUAAUGACGUAUCAUGUACUUGUUAUUUAAAUCAAAUAAAUUAAUGGGUUAUAAAGAUACUCAUUAAUAUAUUUAACUAGAUUCUAAAAAAAUGAUCUAUGUGUAUGCAUACAAAUUUCUUACUCUCUUCGAAUUUACAUCUUAACAUAUAACGAAAAUAGAUCGGUUCUUAUUUCUCUGAUGUCAUAAUCCGAUAUACACGAUUCCAAUGGGCGAAUUUGCGGAGUCUCGACUGUUGGCUAAAUUUAAUUUCUCAUCCUUCGCUCGGUUAUAUUUUGAUCAGUUUGCUCGCGAUGCGCCCCAACGCGAUUGUGAUUCAAUUGAGGGAAAAAAAAGAAGAAAAAAAAAUAGAAGGCAAAUGCUAGAUUUCUACGAGGAGAAAGAGGAGGAGGAUAUCUUUGAUGGGACUGUGUGACUCUUUUUUUCGACUCUGCAAACGUGCGUGCCGCUUUGUCUUUGUAAAAAUCUCAUGCAAAUCAAAUUGGAGAAAAAUGAAUCUUAUUUUAUUUCUUCUGAGGUUUCUUUCAGUCCGUUGUAUUAUCAAACUUAGUCUCAUUAGAAAGAUACUAUUGAAUAAUCAGCCUCGGAUUGUUAAUGAACACACAAUAUGUCUCAUUUUUUUUCUCUUCCUCUUUUCUUCCUUUUUUUCUUUGUUUUCUAAGCAGAUAAUCAUCUCAACAGGAACGAGGAAGUAACCGCGUGACCAGGUCCUUGAAUAUAGUAUUUCUUUUCUCGUCUACUUUUUUCCUAACGUUUUCACAAGAGUCUGUAUGCAUUAAGGGCUUAUAUAGUUAUAGAUCUUACAUUACCAAAUACGCUUUUUCCCUUUAGAUAGAAGGAGACAGUUAAUGUGUUGUUUCUUCUAUCUUUAUUUUUUCUGAAAGUGUUACAAAGUGCAGACGGAAACAUAAGGACACAGUUUUUAUUAAAUCUUGAUUUUAGUCAGAAGGCGUAUCUAGUAAUAUAAGAUCUUUAUACAUAGUCGAUUCAGUUACAUCGUUCACCUGAUUUAUCUGCUUUGCAACGUCUUUCUCGAAUAAUAAUGAUAAUAUAAUAAUAAUACAGUAGUACUAGUAAUAAUAAUAAUAAUUAUAAUUAUAAUAAUGGAUAAACUAUUGGCUAAGGCUGGUUGUUGUUACGACGUAUACACUGCAUUUAAAUUUAUAAAAAGAUGUCUUUGGAAGAAAGAGAAGCUUCUUUAAAAACAGAAAGCAAAAAGAAAAUAAAAAAUAAGGACACUUUAGACCAAGGGAGAUAACAAACAUAAAAGGAAAGAUAUUUUGUUAAUUUUAGGAUAUAAUGGCGAUAUUUAUUAUAUAUAAAUAUAUAUAAAUAUAUCAAUUCAUCGAUAGCAAAUAGAUGUGUUUGGAUUUCAAGAAGUAAUGAAAUAAUAAUGAAAAUAAAAUGGCAAGUGCACGCCUC
Molecule: messenger RNA, 5795 nt
Organism: Monomorium pharaonis (pharaoh ant)
Lineage: Eukaryota; Metazoa; Arthropoda; Insecta; Hymenoptera; Formicidae
Gene: Uba1
Product: ubiquitin-like modifier-activating enzyme 1
Exons: 5
Coding region: 627-3830 (1067 amino acids)
Biological process (GO): protein sumoylation
Cellular component (GO): cytoplasm; SUMO activating enzyme complex
Molecular function (GO): SUMO activating enzyme activity
Source: RefSeq, a predicted model, not a curated record